Molecule: messenger RNA, 345 nt
Organism: Pedinophyceae sp. YPF-701
Lineage: Eukaryota; Viridiplantae; Chlorophyta; Pedinophyceae
Source: the annotation of a GenBank genome assembly
AUGCCGUUCAAGACGGAGCUCGUGCCGCAGGGCCCGCAGAAGGACGCGAGCUGCUGCCGGCCGUACUUCUGGCGCCAGGUCAUCGCGCAGGAGCUGGGCACGGACGGGCACAUGUGGCACGAGGUCAUCAUCGUCUUCGCGCUCAUGUCGGGCCUCGCGGGCAUGUGGCUCAAGACGCGCCCCCCCGGCUGGCUGGCCGUGUUCCUAAUGUUCUCCGCCGCGUUCCAGGCGCCGCACAACGAGAGCUGGACGACGAUCUACACCGCCAUGGCCUUCUCCGUGACCGCGCUGCUCGCCGGGUACACCCCGCCCAGCGCAGCGCCAGCGCCCGCCGGCGCGAGCUGA